AUGUCGUACACGGUCCGCAUCGCCACCCUGUGCCUCCUCGCUUCGGCUACCGUAGCCCAACUGAGCCUCGGCUCAAACGAGCAAGCCGCCACUGACUGUCUCCAAUGCCCCAACCCAAUCGGAGACAUCAAGGCACUGGCUUGUGCUGUUGAUUGGAUCUCCAAACUGCGUAUCCUCAACAAGACAACCACUACCAUUGGAGGACAAACUGUUGAUGCUUACACCCUGGAACAUCUUGAUAUUCUGAAGGGAACCCUCGAGAUCCCCUCUCUGAUGAUUGUGCCAAAUGGCCCCUGUGGACUCGUGCUCAAUGUUGAUGCUGAGUACCUCAUCUCUGGUGUUCUGGCUGGAAAGAGCGCUCUUUUCACGAAUCUGUGCCUUCAAAUCCUCCAGACUGCCGAGCCACUUCUCGACAAGGUCAACCAGGGACUUCUUGGAGAGGUGUCUGAUCUUCUCUGCAGUGUCUUUGAUAUCCUUCCCACCCUUGACACGUGGUUGGCUGGAAAUGGAGGUCUUCUCGGACAUCUUCUUGGAGCCAACGGAAAUCCGCUUCUCGAUGGUCUGAUCGGUGGCCCAUCUGGAGCCCCUGGUGUUGUUGAUGCUCUUCAUCUCUUCUUCUCAACCGACACAAUGUCGUACACGAUUCGCAUCGCCACCCUGUGCCUUCUGGCUUCGGCUACCGUAGCCCAACUGGGCCUCGGCUCAAACGAGCAAGCCGCCACUGACUGCCUCCAAUGCCCCAACCCAAUCGGAGACAUCAAGGCACUGGCUUGUGCUGUUGAUUGGAUCUCCAAACUGCUGUCUUUGAUAUCCUUCCCACCCUUGACACGUGGUUGGCUGGAAAUGGAGGUCUUCUCGGACAUCUUCUUGGAGCCAACGGAAAUCCGCUUCUCGAUGGUC
Molecule: messenger RNA, 900 nt
Organism: Mesorhabditis spiculigera
Lineage: Eukaryota; Metazoa; Nematoda; Chromadorea; Rhabditida; Rhabditidae
Source: the annotation of a GenBank genome assembly